Molecule: messenger RNA, 657 nt
Organism: Brienomyrus brachyistius
Lineage: Eukaryota; Metazoa; Chordata; Actinopteri; Osteoglossiformes; Mormyridae
Product: putative nuclease HARBI1
Exons: 2
Coding region: 1-657 (218 amino acids)
Source: RefSeq, a predicted model, not a curated record
AUGGACAUAGCGGGGUUUCCCGGUGUUGUCGGUGUAAUUGAUGGGACACACAUCUGCAUAAUCACACCAUCGGAAAAUGAAGAUGUUUUUGUCAACAGAAAGAGGUUCCACAGCAUCAACACGCAACUUGUUUUCAGUGCAGAUUACAAGAUUUUAGACAUUGUUGCAAAGUGGCCAGGCUCAACACAUGAUGCCAGGAUACUGUCCGAGAGUGGCCUGAAACAGCUUUUUGAAGGACAUUAUGUGCCAGUUAACUGUCAUUUGUUAGGGGACAGUGGCUAUCCAUGCAAACCAUGGCUCCUCACACCGUACCUCCGCCCAGACCCAGGACCACAGCUAAACUACAACAGAGCCCACAAGAAAACACGUUCAGUAGUUGAGCGGGGUAUUGGCCAGCUGAAGAGGAGGUUUCAUGUGUUGCAUGGAGAAGUGCGCCUGUCACCAGCUAAGGUCUGCAAAGUCAUUACAGCCUGUGCAGUGCUUCACAACAUCUGCAAAGUACGACAAAUCCCGGAACCUCUCGAAAGCAGCCAUGGUAACAGUGAUGAAGGUGAUUGCAAUGAAUAUGAUGAAGACAUUCAGUUUACCCAGGGGAGAGACAUGUCCCAGAGUGGGCUUCGUCACAGAGCUCAAUUUACAAAUUUGCAUUUUAGGUAA